This is a messenger RNA of Oppia nitens, 4078 nucleotides long. RefSeq names its product myocardin-related transcription factor B-like (gene Mrtf). Lineage: Eukaryota; Metazoa; Arthropoda; Arachnida; Sarcoptiformes; Oppiidae. The record is from RefSeq and is a predicted model, not a curated record. The transcript has 7 exons. The coding region runs from base 310 to 3909 and encodes 1199 amino acids.
AGUAACAUUCAGUAGUAUUGCAGUACUGAUAGAAAUAAAGGGAACGAAAGCAUAGAUUCAAUUGACUAUUGCUUUCAUAGCAUUAAUAGCUUUGAUACCAAUUUAGGCAGUGAUCACACCAUCACUACUCAAAUACAUUCAAAUAACUGUUGUCUCCAAUCAUUAUAUGUGAACUAAUUUAUACUGUUUUGUGCCGAUCUAUGGCCUCGAAGAUUGGACUCAUGAGAUAAUACUUGUUGACAAAUGUACUGCCAGUCCAAGUGGUCGACACCGACACCAACAACACGUAGUGAAUGAGUGACUGACAUAAUGAACGCUAUAUUGAGUGAGGGCCAGACCACGACAUCGCGCCUGUAUUGGGACAUUCAACUCGAUCAGGACUUAUUAGAAACAAUAGUGAAUAUAUAUCCCAAUUGGUUUAAAGAGGAUAACAGUCCUAACAAUAUGAAUGAAGAGUCAACCGAUUCAUUGAUAACAUUGAUGCAAACAACUCCUCCUAAUAUUACUUCUUCUACUUCUUUAACCAAACUUGAUGUCGACAAUCAAUCCAUUAAGAAUUCAAUGGACAAGAAUAAGGAAUCACUGAGACUUAAGCUUCAACUUAGGCGACCAAUUAAUCAAUUGAUUGCACAGGGAAUACAUCCCCCUUUGGGUUCUUCUCCGGUAUUUUACGAACAGAAGACAAAGUUAGAGCGGGCGAAGACCGGAGACUUUCUUAAACAUAAAAUACAAAAAAGACCGCAAAGACAACAAUUAAUAGAACAGCAUAUUCUUGAAGACACUACUGUUGAUCCCAGUCUUCAUGAAAAACAGAGACAAUUGAAGAAGGCUCGACUCGCCGAUGAUCUCAAUGAUCGUUUAUCUCACAGACCAGGACCUCUUGAGCUCAUCAAAGGUAACAUUUUGCAUACGGAUGCAACCUUUGAACAAGCAGUCAAAGAAGGACAAAUAUCAUUUAAGAAGACAUGCGAAGGAGAAAUCGUUAAACAUCCGCCGCCAAGAUUUAUAUUUGCAGAGGAAGAAAGUAGUUCUGACAGCGCUUCCUCACCAGUUAAUAAUGAACAACCAUUGAUUGCAAUUGAAAGUACAACUAAUGUGACGACAACAACGACACCAACAAUAGUGGCCACCACUUGUUCUCCAACUAAUGUUUCAUACAUUGUUUCAUCGCCCGUCACAAGUAUACUUACAUCUCCAUCAACAGUUCACUCAAUAUUAAUUGGUAACGGAAAUGCUGUGGCCAUUGCCUCUCCCACUUCAACCGCAUCAGUAGUAGCUGUGACUUCCAAUACAACGACUCCUAUCAUUAAUAGUACACCAUUUUGUCAGCCAACGAAUCAGCCAACGAUAUCUCUCAAUCUUCCAGUUAUUUCGGCCUUCAAAGAACAACAUUCUUCGAGUUCUAAAAUUCGUACUAAAAAAUCGAAAUCAAAAACCCAACCAAAGGCCAGAACUAUUAAAUUUCAUGAAUACAAAGGACCUCCAAAUAUUAGUAGAAUUCAACCAAUCUCUGGUCAAUCACGUAUAGAGUCAUCGUAUGAAUUACUUCUACAACAACAACAGUUAUUCCUUCAGUGGCAACUUGAAUGGCAACAAAAAUGUCCUCAACUUAUACUUAAUUCUUCCACAUCACCGAAGCCUAAUUUGGAGCAAAUCCAUGAUCAGGGAACAGAUGCUCAAAUGGCCGCAAAUAUCUCGAAAUCAUGUUUGACACAAACAGCGGCACGAAAUACAUUUCAAGUGAAACCAAACGCUCAAAAUGUGACCAACAAUGAGAUUAAUGGUUCAGUGGGUUCGCCACGCGAUCGAUCCAAUAGUAACUCUUCGUUAUCUCGGGAAUCGAAAGGAAACUCUGUAGUCAUUGGGAAAGUAAUAUCAAAGUUAGAAGAUAUGAAAGUAAGUGAUCUCAAAGCGGAACUUAAAAAACGAAAUCUUCCCGUUUCCGGACCCAAACAACAACUUAUAGAUCGACUUAAACCAUUUGCCGACGCGGUUAUGGCCAAUGCUAACAAUUCAUUGAUUGUUAUAAACUCGAGUGAUAAUAGUUAUGAUAAAAGUAUUUCCAAUUGUGAUGUUAAAAGUGAAGCCAACAACGAGUCGGUUCCCAAUUCCCCAAACAAUAUCGAUUCACCCAUUGAUAACAUUGAACCAAAAACUGAACCAAUGGAUACAAAAUCACCUGAAAAUUGUGCUAUGGAUGUGGAUUCAAUGGGUGAUGACAUGAAUCAUAAUUGUUCAAUGGAUUUGGAUAUUGAUAAUACAAUAUUGACCACAAAUACCAAUCCUAUAAAUGAUCAAAUUCUUAUAUUACAACAGCAAAAGAUUGAUGAAUUGAAACGAGAGUUACAAAAAUCUCAAAUGCAGUUACAGUUACAACAAACAACUGGUCUUCCGAUUGAAUCACAAUUAAUUACAACUGAACCACAAAUUCAAAUCGUUUCCAAUCCCAAUACAGAGAUGAAUGGUUUUACACAAAAAUCACUUCAGCGUCAACUCCUUCAACAACAACUACAACAAAAAAUUCAACAAAAUAUUAAUCUUAAGCCACAGUUAUCUAAUAACGAAACAAAUAUUACGACAUUUUUUACAAAUAGCAAAAUUUCACCGACAGUUAAGGCGAGUUUAGCCGCUUUUAUUCAACAACAACAACAGCAACAACAACAACAUUUGGCACCGAAAUUAUUAACACAAAAUGUAACACCGAUUCAACAUUUUGUUUUGUGUCCCACUAUCUGUUCCACAACCGAUGCCAUUAUCAAUGAACCCGAAGCAGCAAAACAGCGAACAAAUUCACUUCCCAAUGGGUUAUCCAAUAACUUCUUAACUCAGACAUCCUUAAGAACCACUUCACUCCCAAACUUUGAUUCAUUGCUUGCAAAUAAUACAAAUGAUGACAAAAACAUUUCUAAUGAUAUUAAACCAAAUGUUAUGAUAACGAAAAGUCCGCCCAAUUAUGACGAGGCGACCAAACAAUUGAACAAAAAUAAAGAAAAGAAAAAAGUUGUCAAAAGUCAAGCAGUUGACGACGUUCUGGAAAUAUUAAUAAAAAAUGGUGAACUACCUCCCAGUGCAGCCAAUGAUCCCACCACUCCUACAACUCCUGAAAAGUUGUCUUUGAAAAGUCAAACCAAUCCAUUGUUUUCAACGGAUAAAAAUUUACAAAAGUCCUGUGAAUUAAAAAAGACUGAAACUAUUGAUAAUAUUAUUGAUAAUAACAAAAUACUUAAUAAUAGCAAUAAUUUAAAUGAAAAUAGCAGUAAAUUAAAUAAUAAUAAUAAUAACGAAAUUAAUAAUAAUGUUAGAAAAAAUGAUGAAUCGGCUCAAAAUAAUACUACUAUUGAUUUUGAUUUAUUUCUCGAUCUCGAAGGCUUAGCUGAAGCUAUGGAUCUAAAUGUUGCUAUUAAUGACAAAAAUAAAAUCAAUAUUAAUAAUGAUAUUAAUAAUGAUAUUAAUAAUAAUAACUCAUAUCAGUCUCAAUGUAAUUCAUCACAACAUAAAAGUCAAUCAAAUACUGAACUUUGUUUGUCUGAAUUUAUGGACUUUGAAGAAUGCAAUCUUAAUGUUGAUGACAAUCAAUGGUUAGGUUUGGCGUCAACAUCGAGAUCUACAACUGCUGACCAAAAUAUGUUAGAUUAUAGCGAUAGUAAUGAUAAAAAUCACACUAAUAUUAACUUUGAUAACAAUAACAAUACCGACAAUAACGCCAUUCAGAAUAACCACAAUUUGUUGACCAACUCUUUAACAAACAAAAGUGAAACUUCAAAACACGAUCCCAUUCUUCCCAAUACAAUGUUUGGUGGACCAGCUGUUGACCUGUUGGGUGGCGACCUAUUCUUCGACGACAGUGACUUCAGGUCAUCAUUAGAUUUGGGAACUCUUAUGUGGGAUAAAGUAGAGUUCACUACUUGAUUGACAAUUUAAUUGGUCAUCAAUUGAAUUACAAGACACACAUAACCACACAAAAGCUCAUUGAUUGACAUUGUAUUGACUCAAUUGUCUCAAUCAAUUGCGGACCAAAUUAUUGAUUCUUUCGACCACUUAAUCAGUCAAUUUUUGUCCAAAUAUUUGUAUAAAAAAA